UCACCUCUUUCUCCGGCCACGGGCGAGCCACCAGCACCGCCGCGCUCACCCUCGUCUGCCGAGUCAAUCUUCUCUUCUACCUUUUUUUCUUCCAUUUCGUUUGUUAAGAGAGAGGCGGCGAGUGGACCUUCUCACCGCCAAGUUAAAUUGGCGACUUAAAGCAAGAGCAGGGUAGAGAAAAGGGAAGAGUCAUCAAUUGAAUUGAUCGACUCCAAGCACUGCGAUGGACGGAUCGCCGAUGAAUUCGAGGACUAUGAUGAGGGCCGCCUUUUCUGACAGACGAUGGCGAUGGCCGCCUUUUCUUCGCUCACCCGACGUCGCGCGCAACCUCCACCGCGUGUUCCAUCAUCGCCAUCGACCCGACUGGACCCGUUGUCCCGUGCGCGCCUAGGGCUGCCGUGCAGACCUCCAACAUAUUUAAGGAUUGCGGUACUAAUUUGGCUGAACGAAAUCAAGGAAAGAUUGAGAAAACGAAGGAAGAGAGAUCUGGCUCAAAAAUUGUGGAAGUGAGAGAAAGAGAGAGA
Molecule: messenger RNA, 524 nt
Organism: Linum tenue
Lineage: Eukaryota; Viridiplantae; Streptophyta; Magnoliopsida; Malpighiales; Linaceae
Source: the annotation of a GenBank genome assembly